GCUACUAUACAUAAGUUUGCAUGAGAACGCUAGCUCUAAAUCUAAUGGUGGCGGCCUUGGCGGUGGCCGUGCGCUCCGAGCAGUGCGGCAGUCAGGCCGGCGGGGCGCUCUGCCCCAACUGCCUCUGCUGCAGCAAGUGGGGCUGGUGCGGCUCCACCUCCGACUACUGCGGCGCCGGAUGCCAGAGCCAGUGCUCCGGCUGCGGCGUCACCCCGACCCCGACCCCUCCUUCCACCGGUGGCAACGGCGUCGCCUCCAUCGUCUCGCGCACGCUCUUCGACCAGAUGCUUCUCCACCGCAACGACGCGGCGUGCCCGGCCAAGACCUUCUACACCUACGACGCCUUCGUCGCCGCCGCCAGCGCCUUCCCGACCUUCGCCGCCACGGGCGACGCCGACACCCGCAAGCGCGAGGUCGCCGCCUUCCUGGCGCAGACGUCCCACGAGACCACCGGCGGGUGGGCCACGGCGCCCGACGGCCCCUACUCCUGGGGCUACUGCUUCAAGGAGGAGAACGGCGGGAGCGCCGGCCCCGACUACUGCGUGCAGAGCUCGCAGUGGCCGUGCGCCGCCGGCAAGAAGUACUACGGCCGGGGACCCAUCCAGAUCUCCUACAACUACAACUACGGGCCGGCGGGGCAGGCCAUCGGCUCCAACCUGCUCGGCAACCCGGACCUGGUGGCCUCCGAUGCCACCGUCUCCUUCAAGACGGCCCUGUGGUUCUGGAUGACUGCGCAGUCGCCCAAGCCGUCGUGCCACGCGGUGAUCACCGGCCAGUGGACGCCCUCCGCCAACGACCAGGCGGCGGGGCGCGUGCCGGGCUACGGCGUGAUCACCAACAUCAUCAACGGCGGGCUGGAGUGCGGGCAUGGUGCGGACAGCCGCGUGGCCGACCGGAUCGGGUUCUACAAGCGUUACUGCGACAUGCUGGGCGUCAGCUACGGCGCCAACUUGGACUGCGACAACCAGAAGCCGUUUAACUCCUGAGCUUAAUCUCUAGUCAGUGAUAACCACUGCUCGAGUGCUACUGCUAGCUACUCCUACUAUACAUGCAUGGAUUAUAUAUAUUUACACCGAUGAACUAUUGUUCAUCGGAGCAGGCGAAAUAAUACAAUCAAUAAUUAACUAAUGCACGUGGAGCUUAUGGAAAGUUUAUUCAUGCUGUGUACUCCAAUUAUUAAUUAAGAAGAUAAUAUGUGCAGGCUAUUGUGUCCGCCAAACGUGUUCAAUUACUCAA
Messenger RNA from Oryza brachyantha (malo sina), 1236 nucleotides. RefSeq names its product chitinase 1. The transcript has a single exon. The coding region runs from base 21 to 986 and encodes 321 amino acids. The record is from RefSeq and is a predicted model, not a curated record. Gene Ontology annotation, molecular function: chitin binding; chitinase activity. NCBI's taxonomy places the organism in Eukaryota, Viridiplantae, Streptophyta, Magnoliopsida, Poales, Poaceae. Gene Ontology annotation, biological process: cell wall macromolecule catabolic process; carbohydrate metabolic process; defense response to fungus.